Cicer arietinum (chickpea) is the source of this 1405-nucleotide messenger RNA. Its product is annotated as protein RGF1 INDUCIBLE TRANSCRIPTION FACTOR 1. NCBI's taxonomy places the organism in Eukaryota, Viridiplantae, Streptophyta, Magnoliopsida, Fabales, Fabaceae. The record is from RefSeq and is a predicted model, not a curated record. Gene Ontology annotation, molecular function: zinc ion binding.
UGUUGUGUGUGACAAUUAAGAGCGAUAGUGUGUAGUGUACGACACAAUCCCCUCUUUAAUUGUGGCUACCCUCCCCCCACCAUCUCACUCACUCACUCACCAUUUUCUCUUUUCUUUCUCUCAUUGGUAACAGUAAUUUUUGUAAUAGCUGCCAAGCGCCGUUUCCAUUUCUUUUACCCCUCUCUCUCUCUCUCUCUCUUCCUUUUUCAAAAUCAAGUUUUUACUCAUUCUGAUCAUCAUGCCUCCACUCUCUCAGUGCCCUCCUCCAUAACAUUGCAAAUACUAACAAAUAACAAUCAUAUAUACACCAAAAUCAAUAUUCAAAUUACAAACCAAACCCAAAAAAUAAUCAUCAACAUGUUCAUUUGUUCUUCACCUAAUGUUGUUCCUCGUUGGCUUCAAGUUCUUCUCACUGAGAAAUUCUAUAACGCUUGUGUAAUUCAUGAAGAUGCAAAGAAGAAUGAAAAAAAUGUGUAUUGUUUGGAUUGUUGCAUCAGUCUCUGCCCUCACUGUGUUUCCCCUCAUCGCUCUCACAGACUCUUACAGAUUAGAAGAUAUGUUUAUCAUGAUGUUAUAAGGUUGGAUGAUGUUGCCAACUUAAUUGACUGCUCUUCUAUUCAAUUUUACAGAACAAACAGUGCAAAAGUGGUAUUUUUAAAUCAAAGGCCACCAACAAAAAUCAAAGGCUCCGGCAAUUUCUGCAGCACCUGUGACAGAACUCUGCAAGACCCAUACCACUACUGCUCUCUCUCUUGCAAGGUGAGCCACCUAGUGAAAACAUUGGGUUCACUAUCUGGUUACCUUUUCGAGUGCAACUACAUGCCGUUAUCAGAUUCUGGACUUGACGACGGUCUAAUUAUGACUCCUGAUUCGGUUCUUGAACCGGCCGGUUCGAACCGUACUUCAUCCGGUUCGGGUGGUUAUGACGGUGUGGAUUGUAGAACCACCCUAGCUUGCACGGCUACAACUGAAAUUGUUAGAAAGAAGAGAAGCGGUGUUUCCACUUUCCGACCUCCGUGUCGGCCUGCAUGCUCGCCGGUGACGGAAAUCUCGGUCAAUCUGAUGAACAGGAGAAAAGGAACGCCGCAGAGGGCCCCACUUUAUUGAGAACACAAGUUAUUAUUAUGGAAGAGUGUGAGGGAGUGGAGAACAAUAGGCUUUAAUUGAAGAAAAAAACUUUUGGAUAUUUUUAUAAUUAUUAUAUAUCAUCAUGAUUAUGAUUAAAUAUUAUUAAUUUAAUCUUUUGAACUCUCAGGGAAGAAAAGGCUAUGUACCCUGUGCUAUGAUGAUAUGAUGUUACGGGGUUUGUUUUGUUAUAUUACAGUGUAAUGGGGCUUAUUUUUAUUUUACCUUAUGCUACAUUUUCACAGUUCCUUCCCGAGGCUUAUUAUUAUUAUUAUUAUUA